Tachysurus fulvidraco (yellow catfish) is the source of this 3134-nucleotide messenger RNA. It is a transcript of the gene slc39a5, whose product is annotated as solute carrier family 39 member 5. The transcript is spliced from 12 exons. Lineage: Eukaryota; Metazoa; Chordata; Actinopteri; Siluriformes; Bagridae. Gene Ontology annotation, biological process: intracellular zinc ion homeostasis; BMP signaling pathway; zinc ion import across plasma membrane. Bases 336 to 1997 code for a protein of 553 amino acids. Gene Ontology annotation, molecular function: zinc ion transmembrane transporter activity. Gene Ontology annotation, cellular component: membrane. The record is from RefSeq and is a predicted model, not a curated record.
CACAAACACCAAAACAACAUUUAUAAUGCUUAUUUAAAAGCUAGGGAGCGGUUGAUUUUUAUCGUUCUCCUCCCCCAUAAACAUUCUCACACUCCUACUGAUUACUUGAGAGGAUCAACAUACCUGAUCAAUCCGUUGCAGUUGCUUAAAAAGCCAACAGUGUCGUUUUAAAGGUGUGUAAACAUUAACCAGAGCCGCAGAGAGCUCAGGCUUCGAGGAAGCACAGUGUGAAAUGUGAGGGGCAGAAAUCUUAAAUCGUGAAGGAGCAGAAUUUCAGCUCUGCGUGUCCAGAUAUCAUACUGCACUCAUUUACUCUGUUCUCGCUUGUCUUCAGGAUGCAUCUGGACUUCAAGCUUAGCGUUUACUUUGGCUUCGUGAUCGUUUCAUCCGUACAAACGUCACUCGCUCUUUCGCAGUCUGAUACAGAAGAAUCGCUGAAAGACAACAAUCAGGUCUCACGUACAGAGGAGCGCUUAGAGGACGCUUUUGAGGAGCAAGGCUAUUACCUGCAGCGCCUGUUCCUGGAGUAUGGCAGCAAUGGCACCCUGACCUAUGAAGGUCUACAGAAGUUACUGGGCAGCCUGGGACUGGGUGAGGUCAGCGUCCUGGAGAUCAGACACGGUACGGUGAUGCAUUCUUCUCUCAGCCUGGCUCAUAUUCACCAACAUUUAAAAGAAGACCAUCAUCAUCAUCAUCAUCCUCAUCAGCCCUCAUCAUCUCAAGACUCUGAGACCGAGACUAUUAAAGAGAAAGAAGAGAUUCCUGCAAUCGAUGUCAAAGUCGUGGUGCAUGGAUCUUCAGGACAGGGAGAUGGUUCACAGACGACAUCAUCGCUCGGCACAGAAAAAACAAUACUGCUCUCUGAUCAUCCGACAAAGAAUCACCUCCAUGAGAAUUGUCUGAACGUCACACAGCUUCUGUGGAACUUCGGCUUGGAUCAGACUUCUCACAUCACCCCAGAUCACUUCACCUUCCUGUGUCCUGCUCUGCUCUAUCAGAUAGACAGCGGCGUGUGUCUCCGCCACACGAACCCUCACACGCAUGAAGACGGAGAUAGUGUGGCGUUUCUUAGAGCUCUGGGUUGGGCCUCUGUGGCGCUGCUAGUAAUCAGUCUGCCGUCCUUCCUGGCCCUCGGACUGACCCCUCUGGUACCCCCUGCUGCCCUACGGAGCUUCCUGUGCCCCAUGGCGGCCAUGGCUGUGGGCACGCUUUGUGGAGACGCCCUGUUGCACCUACUGCCUCAUGCGAACUCUGGGCCACAUAGCGAUCACCAGAAUGCAGUGCUAAAGGGCUUAAGUGUACUCGGGGGACUUUACCUGCUCUUCACAUUUGAGAGUAUUCUUGGUCUCAGACACAGCUAUAAGAAAUCAAAGAAAAGAAAGCAGAAUGUAACAGAGGCUCGGGAAAUGGAGGCGUUAGAGGGUUCUUCUACUCUUGAUUGCUCUAUGAACCCUGAGUCUGGUCACGGUCAUUCUCAUACAGCGCCGGAUCGAAGCUCCUCCAGCCUCAGCACCGUCGCCUGGAUGGUCAUCAUGGGAGACGGAAUCCACAACCUCACUGACGGGCUAGCGAUCGGUGUGGCAUUUUCUCAGAGCCUGACUGGAGGACUCAGUACAGCUAUCGCUGUCUUCUGCCAUGAGCUUCCUCAUGAGCUGGGUGAUCUGGCCAUGUUGCUGGCUGCAGGUUGGCCUGUACGAAGAUUGGCACUGUUCAGCUUGCUCUCGGCCCUGCUGGGCUAUGUGGGAGUGCUGACUGGUUCUGCACUGGGGCACCACUGGGCACAACACUCGCCAUGGAUCCUCACGCUCACCGCCGGAGUCUUUCUCUACGUGGCCCUCACUGACAUGAUGCCUGAGAUGCUGCAUGGAGACCAAGGUUCAGCGAGUCCCCUCAUCUCUUUUCUCCUGCAGAGCGUCGGCCUGCUCACCGGAGGAGGCAUCAUGCUGUGCAUCGCUCUCUUCGAGGAGAACAUCAGCGUUAACUUGAGUGAUGGAUGAGAGACAGAAAGUAACACGUGUGGAAUCUUUGACCAGCACCAAACCUUGCUAAAAUGGACUUCUCAUAGCUACUUGGGUUUACGUGCUGAAAGAACUGUACAGGAACGAGGAAAGCAGCUAAUGAAGCUAAUUCUGGUUAAUAGCUUUUCUUUUAUAUCACAGAGGAACUUUUUUUUUGCUACGUAGUUUUAUAUUAAGGAUUUUUAAUCUGACAUGUCAUUUAUUAAUCGGUCACUUAUUAGACCUGAUAAAGACAUCUGAUAUAGCGUAAUAUCGUAAUAUUUUGCAUUAACUGAUGUACUGUAUGUUAAAUGUAUAACUUUCUAGUUUGUGUGUGAAUAUGUUCAGCAGCAGCAUCUAAAAGAAGUUAUAUUUUAUUGUUAUAAAGUUUAUACACUUUACAGCUAAGGCUACAUAGACACUAGCCUGAAACUAGCCCCGAGAUUUCUGUAAAUAUUUUAAAAUAGUUUUUCUAAACAUUAAAAUUUUUGUAAUAAUCAUCUUUACAGCUAAUUCUAAGUAAUAAACAAAUAAAUAUCCAGCUAGCAAGAGCUAACCUGACAGGAUUUCUCACUGGAUUUUUAGGCCACAUUUGUAAAUGUUUAUAAUCUAGUACCAAUAUUAGCCAACUCGCUAACACAAGAGAAUUUCUGUAAUGAUUUUAGAUCCUAUUUCUAAGCAUUUUUCAUCUUCACAGAUUCACGUUUUAAUAAACUGCUAGCAUGAGCGAACCUGACAGGAUAUCCAAGAGGACUUUUAAUUUGUUUCUAAAUGAAGUUAUUUAUUUAUGUGCUAGACUGAAAGUUAAAUUUGAGCUAGAAAAUGUACCAGAUUUCUAAUAGGAUUUGAAGUCAAAUUCCUAAAUAUUUUUAUUUGUUACCUUCUUUGUUAUUUCUACUACUGAAGCUAGCAUGAGCUUACCUUACAGUAUUUUAAGACUUGAUUUAAUUUAUAAAUGAUUAAACUUCUCAGCUAAUGCUACACAGGAACACAGCAUGGAAUAACCUGAUAGGAUUAGCAUCAUGAUUAAAUCUAAUGCUAGAUAGAAAGCUAAAACGAGCUAACCUGACAGGAUUUUAAUUCAAAUUCCAAAAUGCUUUUAUUUACUGCCAAACCUGAUUAAAUGAGUUAAACCGA